Messenger RNA from Medicago truncatula (barrel medic), 1707 nucleotides. Its product is annotated as myb family transcription factor PHL7. The transcript is spliced from 6 exons. Lineage: Eukaryota; Viridiplantae; Streptophyta; Magnoliopsida; Fabales; Fabaceae. Gene Ontology annotation, molecular function: DNA binding; DNA-binding transcription factor activity. The coding region runs from base 725 to 1441 and encodes 238 amino acids. The record is from RefSeq and is a predicted model, not a curated record.
UUAUUGUUUCUAAACCCUUUUUAAAUAGCUCGAUUUGAUUCUCUCUCGAUAUUACAAGACUUGUCAUAUGUCAAGUUGAGAUUAAAUAUUUUGAGUAAAUUGUCAAUUACCCCAUGAAAUUGUAACUUUCGUCAAAAACCACCUUCAAUCUUGCAAAACUUCCAAAACCUCUUGAUUUUAUCAAACAUCCGUCAAAUACCCCUUGUCUAUUUUUAUCUAUUUUUAUCUGCACCCUAUAAUGUGACACCUCCAUGAGGUAAUUGUUUUUUGUUUUUUUUUAAUCUAAAAUCUGUGUGAUUAUAAAAAUAGACAAAUACCCCAGUUUAGAGAUAUUUCAUAAUCAUAUUGAGGGGGAUUUUCCAAAAUGUGUUGCUGCAACUCUUUCCCCUAUCAUUCAUAAUCAUAUUUCAUUGACUAAUUAAUGACAUUGACUGAAUCAUAGGCAUUCUCACCAAGCAAAUGACUUAGACACGACAUGUUAAUUUGUUUUUGAUGGUAAAGACUGUUAGGUUUUUACAUAACAGUAUACUACCUGGUUUCUUCCGACAGCUAAAGACAAAAUGUAGAAUCUAAUGAAGCCAAUUUACCUUGGUGAACAUCGCCACGUUGGUUAAUUCUAUGUCUCUUGACAACUGUUUUUGUCUUGUUUUUCAUUCCUUUUACUAUAAUCCUUCAUUUUAGUAACCAAUUUUUUGGGCCUCUUUCAGACCCCAAGAGUUCAGUUAUGGGUUCCACUCGCUCAGAUGGCUCUGCCACACACAAAGAACGCUUAAGAUGGACACAACAACUCCAUGAUCUCUUUGUGGAGGCUGUAAAUAGGCUUGGGGGUGCAGAUAGGGCAACACCAAAAGGUAUAUUGAAAGGAAUGAAGGCUAUGGGAGUUUCAGAAUUGAAAAUAUUACACGUCAAAAGCCACUUGCAGAAAUACAGGAUCUCCAAAUUGAUUCCAGAAUCCACCACAAGAGGAAAAAUUGAGAAGAGAAGCAUAUCAGAUAUACUGCCAAAUUUCUGUUCUAUAUCUGCUCUUCAGCUAAAGGAAGUCCUUCAAAUGCAGGCAGAGGUGCAAAACCGCAUGAGUGAUAAAGUUGAGGUUCCAAAAAGCUUGAAGCUGAAGAUUGAAGCACAAGGAAAGUAUCUAGCCAGAAUUGGACAAAGUAAUCAAAUCAGAACAAUUACAAGAAAAGCUUGCAAGCCUUUUGUUGGUAAAGCAACCCCUUUGCCCUCUCUUUCCGAGGAAUCUGAAUCCUUUAAAACACAAUCCGACGAAGAACAUCGAACAGCGAAAAAGAAAAAGGUCACAAAUGAGAAUGUUUUUCCUACAGGUUUUGAACUGGGAUCAUCCACUACCUCGGAAUUCAGCAACCAAACCUGGAACCUUUCUUGGAGUCAGCUGGCUGAAGCAACCUACCAAUCACCUUUGGUGCCUAGUUUCUUAUUAUAGGUUUUGUAUAAUUAGAAUAACUGUUUGCCCUAAUAAGAGAGUUGAUGAUGAUGUUCAUCUUAUAUAUACAAUGUUUGCAUGAUCUUUUUUUGGUCCUUCAAAGCAGUUUCAUAUGGACAUUUAUAAGUUGGAGGACCUUGAAAUGAACAAUGUUAUGUAUAUAUUGUUGGAUGAAAAUAAAAGGUUCAACAGAAUCACACAUCAUAUAUGUAUAUUUUGAUAGUAAGUAGUUGAUUGCUUGCAACAGAGUUAUUCUGAUUUUAGAG